UUCAAAUAUAGAUCCGGAAGUGAUGUUGUCUUGUCAACAUUGAUUUCACAUUUCGCCAUCUUGCAUUGGGAUUGGUAGGGUAUUUGGUACAUUAGGCGCUUUCGCCACGUAAAUUUUCCUUCUUUAAAAGGGCCCUGGUGAAAUUAUAUUAUUUGGAAUAAUGACCGCCAGAAGCCCAACUUUUGGGGGAUUGAAGAGCAUCUCAAACAACUUGUUUGCCGAAAUUCACCAGCAAUGGCGACAUUUACCAGGAAAUCAAGGUCUAAACAGCAUCGAUCAGGCUUCGCAGACGUCUUCUUUAACACCUAUCGAAAGUGUUAGGAAAGAGGCUGAAGUUAUUGCCAAUGACAUUGUUAAAAACUUUGGAUCUGACAAGGAGAAAGGGCCACCCAACAGAUUUUGUAAAACAAUGAGGAAAACUGUAAAAGAAGUGUCUGACAGACAUGACAUAGCCCUCUCAUCCAUGGUGAACAGGCUGCAUAUUGACGAUGACAAUAUGUUUGAAACUUUCAUUAACGUGGCAAAUGAAAUAUUUGAUGAUGGUCGUAUCAACUGGGGAAGAAUUGUUGUUGUUUACGCAUUCGCAUCACGUCUUACAUCACAUUUCCGAAAAAAAGAUUCAAAUCAAGAUGAAAAAAUUGCGCUCUAUGUUGGAAAAUAUGUAGGAAACAAACUUGGCCUAUGGAUACUUGACAAUGGUGGAUGGGAUGCGUUUGCCGACUUUUUCUCCGAUGAAAAUCCAGUAGAGGACAAGAUUUGGAAGGGUCUCGUGUAUAUAUCAAUGGGGGGCCUUGGUGCAUUGGCAGCCAUGAUGGGACGAUGAAAUGAUCUGGCAAUUCUUGUGUGCAAUCUUACCUUUAUCCUAAACUUUUACAGCCUUUACUGUAUCAAUAAUAUUUGUGAAGGUUAAAAAGCGAUAAUCUAUCAAAUGCUAAGUUUAUUUUAUUUUGGUUAAGUUAUUUUGUUGUGUUAACAUUUUAAAGUUUAGAAUAAUUCUGUCUUAACAACACACUUGCGUAAUCCAUAAGUUUUUCAAGUUUUUGUCUGUAGACAUAUUAAUCACUUAGAUAAGGUUAAACUGUUAAAAAUACUUAAAUACUACUUUUGCGUGUAUAUUUACCUUUUGCAUCCGUAAUUGUUUCUUCUGUUAACAUUUGAAUUUUUUUUUUAUUAAUUAAAGAAACUCAUUAAAAAUGAUUUUUUAUUUCAGCUUUUGUAAAAUAUAGACUCAACCUGCAUUCAUCCCACCCUCCCUCCUCUUGAGCCGAUCAAUGAUAUAGGCCUUAUUUACAAUGACCAAACAGAUUGGUGAAACGUUUUAUUACUUGAUUUUCGGUUAUACAAAAUCCUGAGUGAUUGACUAUGAAAUGCAAAGAAAGUUUUCUUAAAACUUUUGUUAAAUAAAGAGUCACAAGUAUUUAAAUUUUAAUCAAAUGAGUUCUUACAAAAAGGUUUGAGCCCAGCUUUUUAAUUAUGUUUUGUGUUUUUUUUGGAUAGUACAGUCCAGCUUCAUUUCUUACUUUAAGUAAACAGAACAUUUUAUGUUCCUAGUUUACAGAACAUGUCAUUGAUUUCUGGUGAAUGGUCUUUAUGUAGCCUCUGUAAGUACACUUAAUGUAAUCUCAGCAACCUUAUAAAUCAAGUUAUAACGAUGUAGAUCUGAACUUUUUCUAAAGAGUUAUUUAUGUUUUGGGAAUCAUCGGAAUGUAUAUUGUAUUUUAAGCUAUUUGGUUUAUAAUUAAGGUGAAGCUGCAUGCAAAACAACACAAAAUGUCUUGAAGAAUUGUAAAAUCAUGAUGAACAAGUCGUGUCACACAGGUUUUGGUCAGGUCAGAAAAGACGUUUUUAAAACUUUAGCAAUCAGAAAUGGAUAUGAAAUAAAAGAUAAAACUAUGUUGUAAAUAGUAAAACUGUAUGUGUUUUUUGUUUCAGUUAUAAAUAUUAAACAAUAGAACAAAAUAAAACAUGCAGAGGCCUGCAACUCUCA
Molecule: messenger RNA, 1987 nt
Organism: Dreissena polymorpha
Lineage: Eukaryota; Metazoa; Mollusca; Bivalvia; Myida; Dreissenidae
Product: bcl-2-like protein 1
Exons: 2
Coding region: 161-823 (220 amino acids)
Biological process (GO): regulation of apoptotic process; extrinsic apoptotic signaling pathway in absence of ligand; intrinsic apoptotic signaling pathway in response to DNA damage
Cellular component (GO): mitochondrial outer membrane
Molecular function (GO): protein homodimerization activity; protein heterodimerization activity
Source: RefSeq, a predicted model, not a curated record